Messenger RNA from Plectropomus leopardus (leopard coralgrouper), 3430 nucleotides. The record is from RefSeq and is a predicted model, not a curated record. Lineage: Eukaryota; Metazoa; Chordata; Actinopteri; Perciformes; Serranidae.
GCUGUCCAUCGGCGUGUCAAGGGCAAAAUCAUAAAGAGGGAGUCUAGCGAAGCAAGAGUCAAGCACCGCGGGUAAUGAUACAGUACAAUUAACAUGAUGGCGCCGCCUUCUGCUUACCACUUUACAUGACAAAGAUGUAAGCAGCGUUUCUGAACGACAGGCCGGAGACAGGGUACUGUGUGUCAGCGUGCCUUCAGCUGCACUUGAAGACCACCGUGUUUUGAACUCUUCCAUCGGCCGUUAUUAAAGGGACAGCACCAGCCCACUCGAGGAACUCAUCAUGGCGGACACCAGCUUCAACAACCUCACAUCCCUCGCCCGGGCUUUAUCGCAGCCGACACUAAAUCUGGUAGAAGUGAAUGAUGUCGCUCCUCCGAGAAAUGCGCAGCUGCAUCCGUGCAGAAGGAGGAAGUUAUCGAGCUGUAACUCGGUUGAGAGCAUUGAGCCGGUGUCUUCACCGUCUGCCGCCGAGGCGCGAGUGCUGGUUAUCAACACCGGAGGGACCAUCGGGAUGACGCUUCAUGACAACGUGCUUGCACCAAAAGCCAAUUCUUUUGUGCAAGGCUUGCGCAAGUUGCCCAUCCUCCACGAUGAGUUGUAUGCCCAGCAAACCUGCCUAUAUGAGUACUAUGGAUCUGAGAACAGCCUUGUUCUGCCGAAGCCAACGCCCCAUUCUGCCCAUCUAUUUCACGGGUGCUUAAUAGACAAUAAGAGGAUUGUCUACAAUGUGUUGGAGUACAGCCCUUUGCUGGACUUCUUUCAAUAAUGACCCACAGAUGACUGGGCGAUUGGAAAGGAUAUUGAGAAAAACUAUGAAAACUAUGAUGGCUUUGUGAUCCUCCAUGGCACAGACACCAUGGCGUACACAGCCUCUGCCCUGUCCUUCAUGUGCGAACAUUUGGGCAAACCAAUCAUUCUCACUGGAUCACAGGUGCCGAUUUAUGAGAUGAGGAAUGACGGCAGAGACAACCUGCUGGGGGCGCUGCUGAUUGCUGGCCAGUUUGUCAUUCCUGAGGUGUGCCUGUAUUUCUACAACAAACUCUACAGAGGGAAUCGUGUGACCAAGGUGGAUACUGGCAGUUUUAAUGCCUUCGCCUCUCCAAAUUUGCCUCCUCUGGCCACUGCUGAAGUGGACAUUACAAUCAACUGGGACACAGUGUGGAGGGCAAACACCACAGCGAAGUUUCAAGUCAGAACAGAGCUGAACAGGAACGUGGGUCUGCUCAGGCUGUUCCCAGGAAUCACUGCUGCUACUGUGAGGGCCUUUCUGCAGCCACCCAUGGAGGGUGUAGUCCUUGAGACCUAUGGCAGCGGAAAUGCCCCGGACAACCGUUCUGACCUGUUGGAGGAGCUGAAGAAGGCCACCGACUCUGGCGUCAUCAUCAUCAACUGCACCCAGUGUCUGAGGGGGACAGUGUCUGCAUCUUACGCCACUGGCAAGGUGUUGAUGGAUGCAGGGCUCAUAGCUGGUGCUGACAUGACUCCAGAGGCUGCCCUGUCAAAGCUGUCCUACAUAUUGGCCAAGAAAGACAUUGGUCUCGAUGCCAAGAAAAAGAUGAUGGCUCAGAACCUCCGAGGUGAGAUGAGCGCAGACUUGGCAGGAGCCAAGCUGUGUCUGAGCGACAGCCGUUUUAUCCAAGUCAUCGCCAAGUCUCUGAGCAUCAGUUGCAAGGAGGAACUGGAAGCCAUCCGUGAUGCCCUGACCCCCCCACUGGCAUGUGCAGCUGCUAAAAUCGGAGACAUAGAGGCCGUCGACGCCAUAAAGGAAAUGGGUGGUAACUUGUCUCUGGGUGACUAUGAUGGACGGACGCCCCUACACGUCGCCGCCUGUGAGGGCCACCUCAAACUGGUGCAGUACCUGCUGAGUAAUGGAGCUACAGUCUAUGCUAAAGAUCGCUAUGGGGACACACCCCUAUACAACACUGUACGCUUCAGGCACAAGGAGGUUGUGAAGCUGCUGAGAAAGACCGGAGCCCAUUUCUCCAGAGACGAGUUGGAGGAAGCAGGAACAGAGCUGUGCAGCCUGGCAGUCAGCGGUGACCUGGAGGGCCUGGAAAUCUGGAGCCUUGCUGGAGCUGAUCUGAAUAAACCAGGCUAUGAUGGACAGACGGCCAUUCGAGUGGCCCAAGCUGUUGGCAAAAAGGAAGUGGUGGCAUAUUUAGUCCAACUCAUGAGCAAAAAAGCCAAGACAGUAUUUGGUGAAUUUAAUGAGUUUGAUGAAUAUGAUGAUGAUGAUGAUGAUGAUGAUGAUGAGAGCGGAGUAAUCGAGUUCACAGCCCCCCCGACAGGACUGUGAGCUGACGUUACCACAACCAACAGGAAACUGUCGUCUGUUUGCAUCCAGUUCCUCCCAAGCCGUCCUCCGCACGCAGUCAACCGUCCUGCUGAAUGUGACAGAGCUGCUCUCACUUUGAAUGCUCAGAUUUGCAGACUUUUAAAAACAGUUACUGCUUCCAAUGUUUCCCUCCAACACAUUUAUAGCACAACGUAAGCACUGCUCAGAGUGCACGCUGGCCAAAAAAAGCAACACUAGAUGUAUGUAUGUGUUUGAUGGUUGCACAUUGGUAUAUGUAUAAGGAAACAUAUUAUCAUCUUGAAUGCGAAUGUCCAGUCAGGGAUUAAGGGUGAAAUUCACCUGAGCUAUAUUUAACAUGAAGAGUACUCCUUUAUCAAUGAAGGAGUGCGCUUAAAUCAUUUUUAUAUGUACUAUAAGUGACAGAACUCUGACGACUUUAACGUUACUUGAUAAAGUAACGUGUCUUGCUAUAGCAAUAUAUGCAUCUAAACCUACAGGGUACACUCAGAUUUUAUUUUUAUGCUUAUUUUUACAGUAAGAUGCUGGAAAGUGUCAUGAAAACUAAUGAAAAUAAUCUUUUUAUUAUCUUAAAUAUUAUUCAACUGUAGCACACGUUCACCUCCCCCCGAAGCAGAGAUCUUCACUUCCUGUUUUGCUGAAACUACAAAAACCUGUAGUUAUCUCUCAGACUCAUCCAGCCUGUUUCAGGCGGCAAGCCGGAAGAGUCGCAUAUCUUACUUUGAAAUGGAAAAGAGAAAUUCAGACUAUUGCGUGAGGCCUGAUGAAGACCGCCCGCAGUUUCUGCGUCGUCUUAUUUUAAACAUCGUCUUAUAUUCUUUGUGAUCACAAUCAAGUGACGCACUGUUCUUUUCCUUAUCUUUGUUGUGCAACAAGUAAACUGUUAAAUCUCGUCUGGUAUAAUUUUAAAACCAAUCUAGGUCUUUUUUCUUUUUUUUUCAUUAACAUCUGUAAGGGAAUCUUCUUUGAUUAAUGUGACUUUAAAGUGCAACAAAUUUAAAAAGACUUGACAUUUUGAAUGCUGUAUUCAAUGUUGUCCCACUGCUGUUUUAAAGGCUGUAAUGUGUGUGAAAGUCAUUUAUUUGUCUUUUUAUUUCUGUACGAAAAAAGCAACAG